AUGACAUCAGGAGCACAGACAGGUAAUUUUAUUCAAAACCUGGCACUGAAUCAAAAGGCUGUCCAGUCUUCAACCAGCGACAGUGUGAGCCUUGCUAGCAAGGCAGUUGAUGGGAAAAGAGACUCGAGCUUUCAAAGAGGAUCCUGCACGCUUACCAAGUCAGAAUCUGAUCCCUGGUGGAGGGUAGACCUGGGAAAAGUGUAUACAAUUGGUGCUGUAAUGAUAACCAAUAGAGCGGAAUUGGAAAACGGGCUGGAUGGGGCUGAAAUCUGGAUCCAAAAUUCAACAAAGAUCAAUGACACUGAAAGCUUGAGGUGUGCAGUCAUCGCUCACAUUCCCGGUGGACAGACGUUUUACUUUCCAUGUAGGCCCCUUCAGGGACGCUACAUCACUGUGCUUCUCCCAGGAAGUGGGAAGGUCCUAAGUCUCUGUGAAGUUGAAGUGUACUAUGGAUACCCAUUACCCAAUGUGGCACUGAAAGGAGAAGCUACCCAAUCAUCUACACUCUCAUUUGCCUCUGCGUCCAAAGCCAUCGACGGUAGACGGAACUCAUUCUAUAGCAAUGGCUUCUGUAGCCACACUGCUGAAGAUGAGACCAACCCCUGGUGGAGGGUAGACCUGCAGCAAAGCUUUAGAAUCACUGCUGUAAAAAUCACCAAUAGAGGAGACUGCUGUGCUGAAAGACUGGAUGGAGCUGAGAUCAGAAUUGGGAACUCACUGGAGAACAAUGGAAACAAUAAUCCCAGGUGUGCUUCCAUUUCCCGUAUCAAAACGGGUAAAACCUCCACAUACCAGUGUGAUGGAGGCAGCAUGGAGGGUCGCUUUGUGAACGUGUUUCUUCCUGGACAGAAGAAAACUCUCACCCUGUGUGAAGUGGAGGUGUAUGCUGCCCUAGCAGGUGUGGCAUUAUCCCAUCAUUUCCGGGUACACUGACAUACACAUUCCAGUGUAAUGAAAUGGAA
This is a messenger RNA of Archocentrus centrarchus (flier cichlid), 962 nucleotides long. RefSeq names its product pentraxin fusion protein-like. NCBI's taxonomy places the organism in Eukaryota, Metazoa, Chordata, Actinopteri, Cichliformes, Cichlidae. The transcript is spliced from 6 exons. Bases 1 to 933 code for a protein of 310 amino acids. The record is from RefSeq and is a predicted model, not a curated record.